AUGCGUGUUUCUUCCGCCACUGCCCUCGCGGCCCUCGUCCUUGCCGCCAACGCCGCCCCGGCCGAGCUGCCCACCCACAAGACCUCCAAGGCCGGCGUCGUCGAGCUCACCGGCAGCCGCGUCCAGGAGCGCUCGCCCUUCGACUGGGCUGAUGUUGCCAAGCCUUUCCAAAAAGUGGGAGAUUUCCUGACCGGCAAGACGGAUGAGAGCUCCAACGAGAAGCGCUCUCCCAUCGACUGGGACGAUGUGAAACGUCCUUUCGAGUCUGUUGGAGAUGCGAUUACCGGCAACACCGAGAAGAACGAGAAGAGGGAAGCCGCUCCCUUUGAGUGGUCAGAUAUGGCUACUCCGUUCGUUAAGGCUGGGGAUUUUGUCACUGGCAACACCAAGGACGACAACUAA
Messenger RNA from Lasiodiplodia theobromae, 402 nucleotides. RefSeq names its product Isoform cra a protein. The transcript has a single exon. The record is from RefSeq and is a predicted model, not a curated record. The coding region runs from base 1 to 402 and encodes 133 amino acids. NCBI's taxonomy places the organism in Eukaryota, Fungi, Ascomycota, Dothideomycetes, Botryosphaeriales, Botryosphaeriaceae.